AUGAGGCCGCUGCUGCUCGCGAGCGGCCUCCUCGGCACUGUGGCCGCGCCGCCUCCGCGGGUGAUCCUCGUUGUCGUCGCGGACGACUACGGCUGGUGGAACGUCGACAUGGACGCCCACAACGCGGCGGCGAGGACGCCGAACCUGCACAGGCUAUCGAAGUCUGGGGUGAGACUGGACCGGCACUACGUGUUCAAGUACUGCUCGCCGACGCGGUCCUCAUUGCUGACCGGCCGCCUGCCCAUUCACGUGAAUCAGAACAACAACGCGAAUUCGCUCCUGUCUACCUCCGGCGCAGACAUUCGCAUGACCACGCUGCCGCAGAAGUUGAAGCAGGCCGAUCCGCCAUUCCAGACGCACCUGUUCGGAAAGUGGCAUUCUGGUGCACGAUCGGUUGCGAACCUCCCGAUCAAUCGCGGUUACGAUUCGCACUUGGGAUUCUUAAAGGGUAUGGAGGACCAUUACACCCAGAAGUCGGAUUUCGACGGCUACUCGCACAAGUAUGUGGAUCUGUGGCGCGACCACGGCCCCGCCGAUAGCAGCCUCAAUGGCACCUUCUCCGUAUUCAGGGACACGCAACACGCAAUUGCUGCACUAGACAGGUGGGACCCACAAUCGUCUGGCCAGUCCCUGUACCUGGACGUGCGCUUCGGUGUGACGCAUGAGCCGUAUCAGGUGCCCAGCCAGUACCGCGACCCCAGCAUCAAGAACAGGUGCGCCCAGACAUAUGCUGCAAUGGCCAGCAUCAUGGACGAGGGCAUCGGAAACCUCACUUCGGCCAUCCAGCAGCGAGGCUUUUGGGACGACACGGUGCUGAUUUUCUCAGCGGACAACGGCGCCCCCACCAGGGGCGCCAGCUGUGGCAACAACUACCCCCUGCGCGGCGGCAAGACGAGCGAUUUCGAGGGCGGCGUCCGCGUCACUGCAUUCGUGGGCGGCGGCUACGUGCCCCCUGGCGUUCGGGGCAAGGUGCACACAGGCUUGAUGCACAUCGCCGAUUGGUACGCGACGCUCUCGGCGCUUGUGGGGGUGGACCCUGUCGACGACUCGCAGCGGAUCCAGAAUGGGUCUCCUGGGAGUGGCGUCCCAGGGAUCGACGGUGUAGAUCAGUGGCCCUUCAUCACGUCGCCGAACGCCAGCGCGUCUGCGAGAGACGAGAUCGCAUUGGCAUUUUGCACGAACGUCGGUGGCGCCCCUGACGAUUGCGUAUCGUCGACCAAAGGUGUUAUGGAUACCUCAAAGUAUGACCAGGGAGCCCUCAUUGCGGACGGCGGGCGCUGGAAAGUGGUUUUCGGGCAGCAGCACGGUCUGGGGUUCUUCACUGGACCGCUGCAUCCAAACGGCACCAAGAAUUACAUGGACGCCGGUUGUCCUUCGGGUUGCCUCUUCAAUCUUUUCGAUGAUCCGACAGAGCACACCGAUGUCAAGGAGAAGUAUCCGCACGUCUUCUCCAGGCUCAAGUCGCGCCUGGAGGAAAUCGGGAAGACGGUGUUCCAGACGAGCUACACCGAUGUGCCGCAGAGCAGACAGUGUCUCUCUGAGAGCGAUGCCGCUGCCAAGUACAACGGGCACUUGGGCCCACAGUGUGUCGCUGACGGAUCCGGUUCUGCGCCUGUCCGACUCGUAUGACGGAGCGCACGGCCGGACGGCAGCGACGCGUGCGGCAGUUUUUUUCUGCGGUCUGUUCCGUCCAUAAUAUAAAUAUGUGGGGUUCCUCGGUAGCGUCAUUGAACUUGUUUUUAAUCACAUGUGCUGAGCGAGCCUUCCCGCAUCGCUCCUCGCUAUUCGCAUGCUCCGCGCUAGCUUGACGAGACCCGUCGAGCGUAGGGGAACCCUUCCUACUGAUAGCGCGUCGAGUAAUAAGGAGUAGCGGGUCGAAUUGUAGGCACCAGCGGCCCACUUUCGGAACGUGGUUGUCCGGGGAAGUCGUGCGCCGC
Molecule: messenger RNA, 1937 nt
Organism: Prorocentrum cordatum
Lineage: Eukaryota; Dinophyceae; Prorocentrales; Prorocentraceae
Source: the annotation of a GenBank genome assembly